This is a messenger RNA of Phytophthora sojae, 1597 nucleotides long. RefSeq lists its product as hypothetical. Gene Ontology annotation, biological process: seryl-tRNA aminoacylation. Bases 32 to 1396 code for a protein of 454 amino acids. Gene Ontology annotation, cellular component: cytosol. The transcript has a single exon. NCBI's taxonomy places the organism in Eukaryota, Oomycota, Peronosporomycetes, Peronosporales, Peronosporaceae. The record is from RefSeq and is a predicted model, not a curated record. Gene Ontology annotation, molecular function: serine-tRNA ligase activity; tRNA binding; ATP binding.
AACGCACCCCACAGCCAAGCCAAGCGCCAAGAUGCCGAUCGAUAUCAACCGCCUGCGUCCCGAGCGUGGCGGCGACCCGGACGCCGUGCGCGCCGACCAGAAGAAGCGCUUCCUGGAUGUGGACAUCGUGGACAAGGUGAUCGCGCUGGACGAGCAGUGGCGCAAGAAGCAGGGCGAGGUGGAGACCAUUAGCAUGAAGAUGAACGCGCUGCAGCAGGAGAUCAAGAAGCUCAGCAAGGCCAAGGAGGACUUCAAGGCCCUGAGCGACGAGCGCAAGGCGCUGGCCGCCGAGCUGCCCGAGAAGAAGAAGGAGGCCGACGCGCUCAAGCUGCUCGUGGACCAGGAGCUGCCCAAGAUCGGCAACGUCGUGGACCCGACCGUGCCCGUCUCGAGCAACGAGGACGAAAACAUUGUGGUCAAGAAGUGGGGCGCCCCCAUCCAGAAGGACGGCCUGCACUUCCACCACGAGGUGCUGCACCGCAUUGACGGCUACGAGCCCGAGCGCGGCGUGCAGGUGGCCGGCCACCGCGCCUACUUCCUCACGGGCUACGGCUUCCUGCUGGAGCAGGCGCUCAUGUCGUACGCCACGUCCUUCCUCAUGAAGGCCCAGUACAAGAUGCUCAAGCCGCCCUUCUUCAUGAACAAGGAGGGCAUGGCUGCCGUCGCGCAGCUCGACGACUUCGACGAGCAGCUCUACAAGGUCAUCGGCGAGGACGAGAAGUACCUCAUUGCCACCUCCGAGCAGCCCAUCUGCGGCUACCACCGCGGCGAGUGGAUCACCGAGAGCUCCCUGCCUCUGCGUUACGGCGGCUUCUCCACCUGCUUCCGUAAGGAGGCUGGCUCGCACGGCAAGGACACGUGGGGCAUCUUCCGUGUGCACCAGUUUGACAAGGUGGAGCAGUUCUGCAUCACGGACCCGGAGAGCUCCGUUGCCAUGCACGAGGAGAUGCUGCGUCACGCCGAGGAGUUCUACCAGUCGCUGAACCUGCCGUACCGCGUGGUGAACAUCGUGUCUGGCGAGCUUAACAACGCUGCCGUCAAGAAGUACGACCUGGAGGCGUGGUUCCCCGCCUACAAGGAGUACCGCGAGCUCGUGUCCGCCUCCAACUGCACGGACUUCCAGUCGCGUGCCAUGGAGAUCCGUUGCGGCGUCAAGAAGGAGAACCAGCGCGAGAAGAAGUACGUGCACAUGCUCAACUCGACGCUCUGCGCGUCCACGCGUACGGUGUGCUGCAUCCUAGAGAACUACCAGGACGAGAACGGUGUCAAGGUCCCGGAGGUGCUGGUGCCCUUCAUGGGCGGCGUCACCUACCUGCCCUUCACCCGCGACGUCAAGGUGAACGUGCAGGCUGUCAAGAUGCAGAAGGCCGCCAAGAAGAAAAGCGGCAAGCAGUAAGCGCAUGCUGUAGAUAACGGACCCCGGUGGGCUUUCGUCGCCUGCUCAACACGUUACCAUUGCGCUUGUUGCCGAUGACCUCGCCUCCGUCUCUCUGUGGUUCUCUGUGGGUGGCUAGAUAGCUCUACUGCGUGUACAUUUGCAUGUCGUUUGGUUUCCGACUAUCCACGUAAUCCACGUAGUGCAUUCUUUCGUACAUGU